This is a messenger RNA of Orcinus orca (killer whale), 495 nucleotides long. RefSeq names its product developmental pluripotency-associated protein 3. The transcript has 4 exons. Gene Ontology annotation, cellular component: nucleus. Bases 1 to 495 code for a protein of 164 amino acids. Gene Ontology annotation, biological process: epigenetic programing of female pronucleus. The record is from RefSeq and is a predicted model, not a curated record. Lineage: Eukaryota; Metazoa; Chordata; Mammalia; Artiodactyla; Delphinidae.
AUGGAUUCAUCUGAGGUUAACCCAACCUGGACCCUGGAGUCUCCUCAAAUGUCCAUCGAUGAAAAUUCCCAGGCAAUUCCAGUUGCCUCUGAACCUAUGUCUGAAGUGUUAAUAAAGGACCUCAGUAGAUUGACGCUCAACCCUAGCAUCCAAUUGCCAUUCAUUCUACCAGAAUGUCUACCUCAACCAACUGGGCGGUUACUUGGUGAAAACAUACCCUAUAGGAGAGGGGUGAGGACCGUGUUAACCGAUCGGAGAGAUAAGAUGGAACGGCUGAUUCAAUCCAUUAAAAAACGCUACGGCAAAGGAGUUCCUCGGUCUGACUCUGAAAGAGAACCAUGGCAGAAUGAUGUUGAGACUCAAUCAAGAGGGCAAAGAUUUAGAUGUAGCUGUCGUUUUUGCCGGUUUCAUAGAGAUCCUUCUGAGGAUAAUUACGAGAAUCAUUACAACAAUAAGUAUUACAGUAAUUAUGACACGGAGUCGAAGGAACCAUAA